UGUCAACUGUCAAGUGGGAGACGGUCUCCCUUCAGUCCUGUUUCCGAAGAAAAUCCCGUCGUUUGCCAUAGCUGGUACACAUGAACCAUCAUGAUAUCCGCAGUACAAGCCCGUGGGCUGGCCCCAGACGAGCAGUAUCAGCAGUCGUUGGCCUACGGCCUGAUCAUUGGAACUGCAGUCCUGUCGCUGGUCGUAUGUGGCUUGAGGCUCUACACGCGCUCGGUUGUGAUCAAGAGCUUCGGAGCUGAUGACAUCGCCGUCUGCGUUGCUUUGGCCGUUACCCAGGCCUUCAACGGGCUCGGAAUUGCAGUUGUCUACCACGGACAAGGCCAACAUAUGCAGAAUGUGUCCCCGGAGGACCGGGCAUUUUGGCUCAAGCUCUAUUACGCGGCAAUGUGCCUGUAUCUCUACGCAUCGAUGGCCGUAAAGCUGAGUAUCCUGACAUUCCUUCGCCGGAUCUUCGUUAAUUGCUGGAUGCAGCGACUCACUGCCGGCCUCAUGGUCUUCCAGGUGGCUUUUUCAGUAUCUGGAUCUUUCGUCCUCGCGUUCCAAUGCUCGCCAGCCAGGGCCGCGUUCGAUAUGAGCAUCAAGAACCCAAACUGCUACACCCGCUAUACCCUGUACCAGAUCACACUGUACCAGGCAGUGCUGAUCUUCGUCGGCGAUCUGAUCAUGCUCCUCGCCCCGGUCCCGGUCUUGAUACAAUUGAAAAUGCCAACAAGGAAAAUUGUCGCAUUGCUGGCGAUUUUUGGAUCUGGCAUCAUCGCCUGCAUCGCGCCCAUUGUCCGCUUCAGCACGUUGGACUAUCUGCGCGUGGGCUCCAAUGAUCUUACCUUCGACGCGACAUCCUCACUAUACUGGAUGGCCAUUGAGUUCAAUCUCGGCCUGGUGGCUGGUUCGCUCUCGUCACUGAAGCCAUUACCAUUAUUUCGCAAGUUCGGAUCAUCCAAAGAUUCCAAGUAUAAAGAAUCUUCCAGGAGUAACCCAUAUGAGCUGCAGAGUACCCAGGACAAAAACAGUAAGAAGGGGAGGAAAAAGCCGAGUUUGGGAAUGGGGACCACUAUCUUACAGGAAACGGGGAACGAAAGUCAAGAGCAGAUUUUCCAGCAGCCGAAGGGUGAUUAUUUGCAGCCAAGGUAGUACAUGCUUUGUUACUGGCCUGGGUAUCAUAGUUUAUAGCAUUUGCAUUGUCCAAGUGUCAGCGGGUCUGACGCCUUUCAGGGCAUGGGUGGCUGCAAAGGACAAAGCAUGUAGGAGUACACAAUGGACAAUGGUUGACAUGACUGAAAGCAUAUUCAACGGAAGG
This is a messenger RNA of Aspergillus versicolor CBS 583.65, 1306 nucleotides long. RefSeq lists its product as uncharacterized. The transcript has 7 exons. NCBI's taxonomy places the organism in Eukaryota, Fungi, Ascomycota, Eurotiomycetes, Eurotiales, Aspergillaceae. The record is from RefSeq and is a predicted model, not a curated record. The coding region runs from base 91 to 1140 and encodes 349 amino acids.